AUGCUGCAACUCGUGGCAAUCCUGUUGAUGAUCUCCCCUUUCGGUGCCGUGGACUACAACUUCGUCCACCCCAGAUGCACGGACACAUGCAGUGACCAGGGAGACGGACAGUACCUAGACUGCAACAGGUGUGACCGCUUUGUGUCAUGUUCUGGUAGUAAGCUCUACCGGAUGAGAUGUCCAGAACUUACAUCCUACCACGGCUAUCUGGGUGUCUGUGUGCACGCCACAAGUCCCAACUGUAGUCCAGGAGGAUAUCGAGAUCCACCCCUGACUCCUGGCGAGGUGAUCCAGCAGACUCUACCAACCAGUGUUCCAG
This is a messenger RNA of Candidula unifasciata, 319 nucleotides long. NCBI's taxonomy places the organism in Eukaryota, Metazoa, Mollusca, Gastropoda, Stylommatophora, Geomitridae. The record is from the annotation of a GenBank genome assembly.